This is a messenger RNA of Ylistrum balloti, 333 nucleotides long. RefSeq names its product COX assembly mitochondrial protein homolog. Bases 4 to 333 code for a protein of 109 amino acids. NCBI's taxonomy places the organism in Eukaryota, Metazoa, Mollusca, Bivalvia, Pectinida, Pectinidae. The transcript is spliced from 3 exons. The record is from RefSeq and is a predicted model, not a curated record.
AACAUGGCCGAUGGAGUCCCCGCACCGCCGACCCCAAAACCACAAACGGAUCAAGAUGACAUCUUAGAAUGGCGACCAAGAACAGAGUGGACCGUUCUCCCAUCUGAAUUUGCAUCUGGGCCUUUAGGUUUAGGUGAUCCAGAUGACCUGUCACUGCGGAAGGUUGAAAAAGAGGUUUUGAUACCGAUGGUGAUGAGGGACAAAGCCUGGAUGGAGAAAUGUCGCCCAGAAGUGAUAGCCUUUGAAAAAUGUGCCAAAGCUGAAGAGUUCAUGAUGAUGUUCAGAUGUCGAGAAAAGAAUGACACAAUGCAAAAGUGUGUUAAAGCUUGGUAA